Henningerozyma blattae CBS 6284 is the source of this 2358-nucleotide messenger RNA. RefSeq names its product ubiquitin-specific protease UBP14 (gene UBP14). Bases 1 to 2358 code for a protein of 785 amino acids. Gene Ontology annotation, cellular component: nucleus; cytosol. Gene Ontology annotation, biological process: protein deubiquitination. The transcript has a single exon. Lineage: Eukaryota; Fungi; Ascomycota; Saccharomycetes; Saccharomycetales; Saccharomycetaceae. The record is from RefSeq and is a predicted model, not a curated record. Gene Ontology annotation, molecular function: cysteine-type endopeptidase activity; zinc ion binding; protein binding.
AUGACAGAAAUUUUAGCUAGUGUAUCUAUUCCAUCGGUUAUUUCGAAGGAAGAAUGUAUAUAUUGUUAUGAAACUCCUAUAAAUGACUGUCAUCAGCAUGAAAUAACUGAUAGUAUGCAUAAAUUGAAUAUUUGUUUCAGAUGUUGGCAGCCAACUUGUGAAAGACAUGUUAGUUUACAUAAAGAUGUCACUAAAAAUUCAUGUGAUAGUUCUCAUACAACAUUUUUCACAAUUGCUAAAGUUAAAAAAGUAACGGAUCCAAAAAAGACUUCUGAUGAUUCAAAUAAUAAAAAGCUAAAGCUGCAAAUUGUUGAUAAGACAGAAGAUGAAUUGUUCGAUACCUUAUGGCAAAUUACAAAGUGGGCGUCUAAUGAAGAAUCUUUCAAAGUUGUGAUGGCAUCUUAUGACGGCUCAACAAUACCACCUUUUGUACAAGAAAAAGUGGAUCUAAUCUUAAAAGCAAAAUCUCAACAUUUAGUUGAUCAGACUAAUAGCUGGCAAUUAGAAAUCAACACAUGUAAGCAUAUUAAAGAAAUCCAAAAUAAUAUAUCAACAACAUCAUCAAAUAUUAAUUUACAUAAGUGCAAAUCUUGUGAUUUAAAAGAAAACUUAUGGCUAUGUUUACAUUGUGGUAAUGUUGGCUGUGGUAGGGAACAAGUUGGUAUUGAAGGUAAUUCACAUGCUUUAAGGCAUUAUGAAGAUAGUAAAUCCCAUCCUGUGGCAGUAAAAUUGGGAUCAUUAAGUGAUAAGUCGAGUGAUAUAUAUUGUUACGAAUGUGAUGAUGAUGUAAAAUUUGAUAAUUUAUCGACAUUUAAAAAAGUAUUAUCCCAGUAUGGUAUCAAUUUGGAUAACGUAGCUGCUAGCGAAAAGACUUUAGUCGAAUUACAAGUUGAGCAAAAUAUGAAUUGGAACUUCCAAAUGGUUGAUUCUGAAGGUAAAGAGUUAAAAAGUUUGAAAGCUGGUGACGACUUUGGUGUUGGAUUAAUCAACUUGGGUAAUUCCUGCUAUCUGAAUUCAAUUUUGCAAUGUUUCUACAAUGGAGGUAUCCCGAAUUGGUCAGUGGAAGAGCUUGGCACCGAAUUCCCAUUAAGUGUUGUUUACCCAUCGAAUAAUUUAAAAUGUCAACUUCUCAAGCUAACAAAUGCAAUGAAAAUUGAAUCAGAUUUAUAUCCUAAUGGUAUUAAACCCACUGCAUUUAAAAAAUGUAUCGGUGGCUCGCAUAAUGAAUUUUCUAGUAAUAGACAGCAAGAUGCAAUGGAAUUUUUGACUUACAUGAUUGAUGUUUUGGAUAACAAAAUCUUUAACACGGCCAAUAAUCCAAAUGAUACAAUGAGAUUUAUUAUGGAGGACAAAAUCCAAUGCCAAAAAUGUAAGGGAGUAAAGUACAUGACUGAACCAUGUGAAGCCAUACAGUUACCUCUAAUAGAAAAUACAGAACCACAAGACUUAUUAGAAAGAAUUCAUUCUUAUUUUCAAGGUACUUCAAUUGAAUUCAACUGUCCGAAGUGUAAAGAAGUUACAUUAGCUACAAAAACUCCUUCUUUUAAAACAUUGCCUGAUACAUUGAUAAUUAGUCCAAUUAGAAUUAAAUUAGUAAACUGGACCCCUGUUAAAACAAACAAUAUCUUAACAAUUCCAGGUCUGGAUAAUUCGGUUGCGGAAACUGACUUAUUGGAUAUGUCGCAAUAUAUAUCUGGCGGAUAUAAUCCAGAAUUAGAAACUUUAUUAGAUGAUGCUGGUUCUGACAGUGAGUCAGAAUUUAAACCAAACGAAAUGCUUGCCUCUCAGAUGAUGGAAAUGGGAUUUACCUUAAAUGCAGUUUCAAGAUCGUUGUAUGCUACAGACAACUGUGAUUUAGAAGCAGCUACUAACUGGCUAUUUCAACAUAUUGAAGAUCCAGAUAUUAACGAUGAAUUUAUUCCUCCAAAGGCUUCUGGCUCAGCUAAGAAUGAUAUUGAUCCAAAUUCUUUAAAUUCUAUGCUUUCAAUGGGUCUCGAUCCAAAGCUUUGCCGUAAAGCUCUUAUCCUAAAUAGUGGCGACGUAAAUCGAAGCGUUGAAUGGGUAUUCAAUAAUAUGGAUGAUGAUGGUGAGCUUCCAAAGGAAGAACCUACAACUAAAAACAAUAAUAAAGACAAUUAUGGUAAUUUAAACCAUGUCCCUUAUAAGCUAACUGCUGUUGUCUGCCAUAAGGGACAGUCAGCCCAUUCAGGGCAUUAUGUUGCAUUUAUUAGAAAAAUAGUAGAUGGCAAAUUAUCCUGGGUAUUAUAUAAUGAUGAAAAAAUUGUCAUUGCAGACAGUUUGAAAGAAGUCCAGAAGAAUGGUUAUAUAUUUUUCUAUUCUAGAACAUCAGAUUGGUAA